AUGCCAGGCCGGGACCCACGAGGCGAGACGCUUCUAAGAUGGAUGAUAGCGUUUACCGUUAUCGUCGGUGUAAUUCUACUGCUGCGUCUAUGGGCAGCUAGGUUGAUGAGACGAUCGUUCUACCUCGACGACUUAUUUGUGCUUAUCGCUUUUGCAAGCACAAUUACGUUCGAAGGCGUUGCCGUCUGGGCUAUUGACAACGGCGCCGGUAAACCUCAAGCCGAUCUCACUCCUGAGGAACUUGCCAUACAGGCCAAGAUUCUCGUACUUCCCUCUUCCAUUGCGUGGCUCGUAGGGACUGUCGCUAUCAAAUUCUCCGUGCUAUGGCUUUACACGAGAAUCUUCUCGACGCGGUCGUUUAAGAACUGGUCAUACUCUCUCAUGGCGCUGGUCGCAUGCUACUUUGUCGCUUUUCUCGCCGUUUUCAUGACCAUCUGCAAGCCCAUCGAUCAACUGUGGAAUCCGGUACCGUGGGGCUCAUGCCGAGACACGUCAGACCAAGAGUUCACCUCGAUCAGCUUUAAUUUAGUAGUGGAUCUAGCGAUCUUCGUAUUGCCUAUGCCUUGGCUUUGGGGGCUGAAAAUGCCUCUACGUAACAAGAUUGCUAUUAGCGUUAUGUUUAGCAUUGGUCUUGUAACUAUUGGCGUCAUGUGCUGGCGACUAGCCGCAACGAAGGACUCGAUCGCGCACCCCGACGCAUCGUACCAUACCACAGACAUUGCGCUCAUCAGCUUGCUCGAGCUGUGGCUAGGCAUGAUUGUUGCUAGCAUACCAACUCUAGCGCCGCUACUUCAGAGAUACGUGAAGCCGGUUAUUACCAAAGUUACGAUGCACUCAUCUGGCUCGCGGUACCCGCAAAACCAGUACAAAUUAAGCAAUUACAAGGAGAGUCAUAGUAGCCGGAGAUACAAGAACAUCGAUACCACCAACAGUCAGUACGAUGUCAAGAUAUACGCAAAUGACUUGCAAGGGUCGACCCAAGGUCUGGCGAUCACGACGGAGUGUACUCACGACCCUGUGAUAGAGCCCCCAAGAGAUAUUCCCACUCCUGGCCAGAUACAUGUUCGGAGGGAUAUUGAAUCACAAAAUUGGUAA
This is a messenger RNA of Daldinia childiae, 1095 nucleotides long. RefSeq names its product putative integral membrane protein. The record is from RefSeq and is a predicted model, not a curated record. Bases 1 to 1095 code for a protein of 364 amino acids. NCBI's taxonomy places the organism in Eukaryota, Fungi, Ascomycota, Sordariomycetes, Xylariales, Hypoxylaceae. The transcript is spliced from 4 exons.